AUGGCGAACUCCGAUGAUGUCCAGGUCGGUGACCUGGUCAACGUGCCCGGUGGCAUGUAUGGCACCGUCAAGUUUCUAGGAACUGUCGCGGGCAAACCAGGUCGAUUUGCUGGAAUCGAACUGAGCAGUGAACAUUCCCAGCGAGGCAAGAACAACGGCGAUGUCGAGGGACGAAAGUACUUCGCGACCUCUGUCCCUGGGUCUGGUAUAUUCGUCCCCAUGAACAACAAUAAAUACGUCACUCGCCGAUCUACAUCCCACUCUGCCAGCACCAUUGCCCCUCCUACCACUCCAGGACGCGCCCCCGUCAAUUUCAGCAAAUCCAUGGGCCCGAGCCUUUCGACACCUCGCCCACGUAUGCGACGACCCUCCCUCCCCCGCCCCGAAUCGCCUCGUGUUGCUCCUCCUAAAUUGAGCCUCGGCGGGCUGCGCACCCCAUCCGCCAGCUCCAAGGCGUCAAAUGGAUACCAACGCAGUCCGGUAAAGGCGCCGUCUCGUCUAUCUGACCGACCCCCCUCUCGAAUUAGUUUGGAUGAUGAUACCUCUUCUUAUGGUGGAAGACAGUCCGAUUUCAACCGACCUUCUCGACCUUCUUCGUCCGAAGCGCUGGGCUUGAAGGAACAAGUGAAGGGCCUAGAGAAGCAGCUGUUGGAGCGUGAUAAGCAACUGGAAGAGCAAUCGAAGACACUGGGUGAUUUCCAGAAAAUGUUGGAAGAAAUGGAGGGCGCGGAUAACAUGAGCGUUCGCACCCAGUUACGUGAAAGAAACGAGCGCAUUACCCAAUUAACGGCCGAAUUUGACGGACACCGCGCGGAUUUCCGGAGUACGCUUGAUACGCUUGAGAUUGCAGCCUCCGAGACCGAACGCGUUUACGAGCAGCGUCUCGAUGAGCUGAUGCAACAAAACAAGGAGUUGCAGGAUCGCGGCGAGGAUGUGGAGAUCGUUGCACAACAACUGAAACAACUAGAGGAAUUAGUCUCGGAACUGGAGGAGGGUCUUGAAGAUGCAAGGCGGGGAGAGGCCGAAGCAAGGGCCGAGGUCGAGUUCCUUCGAGGUGAAGUCGAGAGAACGAAGCUGGAACUGAAGAAAGAGAAAGACAACUCCGUCGCGGCACUUAAAGAUGCGCACGCUGCUUCGGAUGGGCCUCACGCCCACAGCUCGCACGAAUUGGAUCAAAAGGAUGACGAAAUUCGAGGUCUCAAGGCCAUUAUUCAUUCGUUGAGCCGCGGUGGUUCUAAUCCUACGGAUAUGGGCGAGAACGGCCAUAGCAACCCCCACAACGAUCAGUCCGAGCAUGUGUCCGAGCUGGAGAAGCAACUGCAUGAAAUUGAGGGAACAUUCCAAGUCAAGGACAAUCGCAUUGAAGAGUUGGAGCGGGAGCUGCAGGAACUUCGCACAAGCGCUACCAAUGGAAGUGGUCGUAACCGCAGUUCCACUAUCACCCUUUCUCCUUCGAAACAACACAAGCCAACCAGCUCUUCUGGCAGCAUUCCUGCCACCAGCUCCAAUCAAAUCCAUCGUCUGUCUGACCGCACUGUGGUCCCAACUGACUGGCAUGAUGCCCCGGCCAACCCCAGCGAAGCUCGCCAUCACCAUCGUGGCGCAUCCAGCUCUUCGCAACCGCGCCUUGAAUCCAUGCCGGAAUCUGAACGCUCUUCUGAUGAUGAUUCGCAGUGGUGUGAGAUUUGCGAGACUGGCGGACACGAUAUUCUAAACUGUACGAGCAUGUUCGGCUCCAAGAACGCCGAUAAACCGAAACCCGCGCCGGUCGCUGCUGAACAACCCCGGCGGAAAAGUCAACUGAUGACCAUGUGGCUUCGAACCAUGGGGCAUCGGACACCAAGGACCGGCCGUGAUGUUGUCCUCGAGGGUCUGAAGGGUAUUGGCGGCCUAGGAUCCUCAAUGGCACCGGCUGCUGGCAAGUCAUCGGGUGUUAUUGACGAGUCCAAGUGGUGUGCUCUCUGUGAGCGAGAUGGUCAUGAGAGCAUCGAUUGCCCUUUUGAUGAAUAA
Messenger RNA from Penicillium cosmopolitanum, 2010 nucleotides. RefSeq names its product CAP-Gly domain containing linker protein BIK1. The record is from RefSeq and is a predicted model, not a curated record. NCBI's taxonomy places the organism in Eukaryota, Fungi, Ascomycota, Eurotiomycetes, Eurotiales, Aspergillaceae. The coding region runs from base 1 to 2010 and encodes 669 amino acids. The transcript has 2 exons.